Molecule: messenger RNA, 3285 nt
Organism: Anopheles gambiae (African malaria mosquito)
Lineage: Eukaryota; Metazoa; Arthropoda; Insecta; Diptera; Culicidae
Product: bifunctional 3'-5' exonuclease/ATP-dependent helicase WRN-like
Exons: 1
Coding region: 119-3187 (1022 amino acids)
Biological process (GO): telomere maintenance; double-strand break repair via homologous recombination; DNA replication
Cellular component (GO): cytoplasm; chromosome; nucleus
Molecular function (GO): 3'-5' DNA helicase activity; four-way junction helicase activity; ATP binding
Source: RefSeq, a predicted model, not a curated record
UCUGUUGCGCGGCAUUCUGGGCAAUACAAAAAAAUAACAAACAACACGCACAAGUUCGUGCUCCGCACAACUCACUCGAAAUCGUGUUUUCUUUCAUUGUAGACUACAGACUGAAAUUAUGUCCUUCGCCAAGGACAAACCCAACGACAGCGAUGAACCAGGCCCGGAGCAUCUAAAAACCCUGUCCGCCAGCUUCGGCCACACAUCGUUCCGGCCGAUGCAGUGGCGCAUCAUCCACUCCAUCAUCGUGCAGCGGCGGGACAACUGUGCGAUCAUGACGACCGGUUACGGCAAAUCGCUCACCUACCAGUUCCCGUCCGUCUUUCUCGACCGGCUGACCUUCGUCGUAUCGCCCCUGAUCAGCUUGAUGCAGGAUCAAGUGAUGGCGCUGAACCUGUGCAACAUACCCGCCUGUCUGCUCGGCUCGGCCCAGAAAGAAUCGCGCCUGGCGGACAUCAAAGCAGGCCUGCUGCGCGUCGUUUACCUUACGCCCGAGUACAUUGCAACCGACGCUGGCGAGUCGCUGCUCCGAGCGGUGCAGGAUCAGCUCGUCCUGUUCGCGAUCGAUGAAGCGCACUGCUUAAGCAAAUGGGGCCACGAUUUCCGGCCCGCCUACCGCAAUCUGGGCGUGAUACGGAAGCUCUGCCCCAAGGUGCCCAUACUGGCGGUUACUGCGACGGCAACGCAAAAGGUGCGGGACGAUAUCGUUGCCUCGCUCGGGCUGGUACGGCCCCAGGUGCUCUGCACCGGGUUCGAUCGGCCGAACCUGGAGUUUAUCGUGCGGCCGAAAUCACCGCUCGGCCCGAUGCACGACAUACAGCCACUGGUGGCGGAAAAUCGGGACGGAAGCACCAUCGUCUACUGUCUGACGCGCAAGCAAACGGACGACAUUGUGGGGCUGCUGCAGGCCAAGCGCAUCGACUGUGCGCCGUACCACGGCGGCAUGUCGCUCAACCGGCGGAAGGAGGUGCUGGAAAGCUUCGUGACCGAUCGGGUGCGCGUGAUCGUGGCAACGAUCGCGUUCGGCAUGGGCAUCGAUAAGCCGGACGUGCGGCUCGUCAUACACUACGGCGCGUCGAAGGACCUGGAAAGCUACUACCAGGAGGCGGGCCGGGCGGGCCGAGACGGCCAGCCGGCCCGCUGCAUCAUAUACUGGAGCGCGAGCGAUUUCAAAACGCACGAAUUUCUGCGAUCGGAAAUCCCCAGCUCGGUGAAGGCAACGCAGGAAGAGCUCGGCCGCCGGAUGGCCGAGUACGUGGAGCUGCGCGACUGUCGGCGGCGGUUCAUACUGAACUACUUCGAGGGCGUCAUGCCGGCCGAGGCGCACAAAGCGGAGCAGGGGCAAGCGUCCGCACCGAGGCUCCGCUGCUGCGACAACUGUACGCGCGGCGGUUUGGCGAAGGAUUGCGAGCGGUACGAGGGGAUCGAUGCGGACGGCUGCUACAACUUUGCGCCCGACGCGGAACUGUUCCUGAAGGCGAUCGGGGCGUUUUAUGGCGCGGUCAGCAUGGCAAUGCCCAUCAUGUUGCUGCGCGGUUCGAAGAACAAAAAGCUGCCCGAACGGUUCCACACGAACGCCCUGCACGGGAAGGGCAAACAUCGGGACGAGGACUGGUGGAAGGGGCUCGGCACGCUGCUCGAGCGGGAAGGCUACCUGAGCAAGACGAAGAUCACAAACCAGUUCAACAAAUUUGCACAGGGAGUGCACUACCAGCUUGCACCUGCCGGGCGCCGCUGGCUUGCGGACGGUGGCAAAGAUCGCAAGCUGCUACUCAAACCCACCACCACCAUGUUCCGUUCGCUGACCGUCAUUAAGCCCGCCGCACUGUACGAGACGGCGCAGCUGCCGGCAGCCCGGCCGCCCGCAACACAGCAAGAUCUGCGCCAAGAACUUGUCAAGUCGUUGCUGAAGAAGCGGGCCGAGCUGGCGACGACCUACGAGUGUAUGCCGUACAUGAUCGCGUCGAACGCGGCCCUGCACGCGAUGGCCACCCGGCAGCCGCUCAACCUGCAGGAGAUGAAGGACAUCCAGCUGGACGGGUUUUCCGACGCGAAGCUGCAAAAGUUUGGGCGCGAGUUUCUGGUGUGCAUACAGCAGCAGCGCAAUCUGCUGCCCGGUGCCAGCAGCUCAACGACGCAGCACCAGCCCAACCAACCCACGGUUGAGGGGCUGUCCGCAACGAAAGCCACGAGCUAUAGUUUGUGGAAAACGGAGGGCAAAUCGAUUGCCGAGAUUGCCGCUAUAAGAAGCCUCAAGGAGGCGACCAUCAUCGAGCACAUACUGGACGCGGUACGGGCGGGGCUGCCCGUUGAGGAGCGCGAUGUGAGCCGGCUGGGUGUGCGGGAGGAUGUGUACGCAGCGAUUGCGAUGCAUCUGCCCGCCGAUCUCGGUCAAUCGAUUACGCUCACCUCUAUUAAGGAACGCUGUCCACCGGAGAUUACGUUCAAUCAGGUAAAGGUUGUGCUGACCUGGGAGCGAUGGCGACGGCUGCAGGCGAAGAAAACACCGCCAGCUUCUCAACCGAAGCCGGUGUUGGCCGAAAAGAAGGUGACGAAAGAGGUCGACGAAGAAGAAGAGAACGCUUUUAACGCUUCACUACAGGACAUGAUCGACGACGACGAUGAGGAUCUGUUCCCAACGGACGUGGACGCUAGUGGUGUCCCACAGAAAAGUUCCACCGAACAACCGCACCAGAACAACACAUCACCGUGCAUGGACGAUAUGUUCAACGAUGACGACGAUGAUAUGCUUGAUUUUGCCGAGCUCGAUCGGCUCGAAGCAUCGAUGGUAGGGCAGGAGGAGGACAUUCCAUCGUCAUCGUCGCCUACAAUCACUACUACUACCAGUAAUGUGCCAUCGGAUGCAGUACAAACGACGGCAAGCCAGCAUUCCACGGAAGCGAACGAUAGUAAUAGGCAGGAAAUCCCGCGGAACGCACCACCCCGGGAGCGCACCGUAAAUCUGAAGCGCAUUAUGUACGAGGACGACGAUGAAGACGACAAACCAUCAUCGUCGGAGAAAAAGAUGGCCGCGGACGACGCGGCGAAAGCAGCUUCCCGCACACGUACAGUUAAUUUAAAGCGCAUCAUGUAUGAGGACGACGAAGACGACGAUGAUGAUAGCGGUAAGGAGGAUAAGGAUUGCAACCGCCAGCACUUCUUCCAGCUGCCCAAACGAAUGGCCUGAAACGUGGAGAACUACUUUUCGCUUGUUUUGUUAACCUUUUUUGUGAAUAAAAACCCCCACCGUGUCAUGUUCCUGGGGAACGAAGACGUUCGAACAAA